AUGGCUUCUCCGCGACUUCUCCAACCGCAAACCUCGUCCCAGGACCACACCUUACACACCCCCCCAGGCACUCCUCCGACAGGCCACAACCACACUCAGACUCUCGUCGAAUACAAAAUGGACAGCCCAGAGCCGCACCGACCUGCUACCCCGGAAAAGAAUGGCAGAUCCUCUUUCUCGUCCAUUCGCGAGAACGACUCCGACUUAGCCCAGACGUUCACUUCCUCAAAAGUCUCUUCCUACGCACAGAAAGCAACCAACGCCGUGUUCGACGACUCCUCUGCCUCACCCUCGCCGAUCGCCUCACCUUCCCUCGAGAUGGCUGAAGUUCAGUUCAUGCCCCCCGUCACCCACCCCAGCAGCAGACUUCAUGGCGGCUGGUAUCCUGCUUCCAGCUUCAAGGGCUGGAAGCAAAUCAAUGUCAAGGGCAAGACGGCUAGCAAGAGCUUCAGUGACCUCCAGGCACUGCACAUGUCAUGGAGCACUCCUCCUCCUUCACCCAAGGGCAACAAGCCUACCAACUGCCGCGCGCCCAUGGAGAGACUGCCAUUGGAGAUUCUAGGAUCCAUUAUCGAGCUCCUGGUCCUUGACAUCCCUCCGCCGUACGGCACUGCGCGCCGCAAUGUCGACUUGAUGUCCUUGCUUCUGACCUCGAGAUCGGUGCACGCCGCAACCCUCAACACCCUGUACAAGCACAUUACCAUUCCUCACUCGAGAAUCUUCCGCAAGUUCCUGUCCAACAUCACAACACACCCUGCACUAGGCACCAUUGUACGGCGCAUCGACUUCAGCCACUUCAAUAACGCGACUCUUUUCGAGUCUGCCAGCGAGCGCAAGGGCACGCGGAACCUGACGGAGGAGACAUUAUUACAAUGCUUGGAGCUUACACCGCACCUCCAAGAGUUCCUGGCUAUGGAGCAUAUUGACGAUGACCUCGGCGCUGAGGUGAUGCAGAAGCUCUUCUUCGGCAUGCCUCGCCUGCAGGCUUUGGACUUCGCCGGGUGCACAUCACCGUCUUUCAAGAACUCUUUUGCAUCUCUGGUAGACAUGGACUGGCCCGAGACGCUUUCGAUUACUCGCCUCUCACUUCACAAGUGCCUGACGCUCCCUCCCGCGCUUUUCGAGAAGAUCAUGCCACGCCUCACCAACGUCACGCACCUGGACCUUGCCCAGACCAAGAUCACCGACCGAGCGCUGCAGGCCAUCCCGAAGACGGCCAAGAUUACCCACUUGAACCUCGCCAAGUGCACACUGCUCACGGCUCCCACCGUUAUCAACUUCCUUGCGACUCAUCCGGCGGUCAGGAACCUCGUCUACCUGAGCGUGGCUACCGAUGCUCGGAGUCACCAACUUCUGGAUGUGGAGGACGUUUCGCAGCUCAUCCCUGUGCUGCCCAAGACGCUUCGGUCUUUGAGCCUAAAGGGUAGCCGCAUGGAUGACUCGCACCUUGAAUUACUCCGACCUCUGACCAAGUAUUUGGAGGAGCUCGCCGUCGGGCGCGACAUGGACGUCAAUGCCGCCGCUAAGCUGCUUGAGCCGGCGGACGAGAAGAAGCAGGAGGAGCCCCACACAAUCCGAUACCUGGACCUUUCGGACCUCUGGGGCAGCGAGUUGGAUAUUGUGGAUUUGUUUUCGAGCCGAAACUCGCUGCUAAAACCGAGCUCGGUGCCACUCGAGGUGGUUGAGAUCUCGGAGCAAUCUUUCAAGAGCCUAUCUCGGAAUAGGGCACUGGAGCGCGUCGGCUGGUCCCUGCAGGAGAUCGGAAGCCGAUGCUGGAUGGUCCGAAUGCAGGACCACCGCAAGGACCAGGACCGCGGCUACCGGUGGUGGAAGAUUGGCGCCGACAACUGGGGCAUGCGCAAGAUCCCGGUCGCGCGCGCCGAAGUCGGCGGUAUGUACGGGUCCUUUAUGUUUGGACGCAAGCUAUGA
This is a messenger RNA of Colletotrichum abscissum, 1929 nucleotides long. RefSeq names its product leucine Rich Repeat domain-containing protein. The record is from RefSeq and is a predicted model, not a curated record. The transcript is spliced from 2 exons. Lineage: Eukaryota; Fungi; Ascomycota; Sordariomycetes; Glomerellales; Glomerellaceae. Gene Ontology annotation, cellular component: cytoplasm. Bases 1 to 1929 code for a protein of 642 amino acids.